Molecule: messenger RNA, 516 nt
Organism: Hyposmocoma kahamanoa
Lineage: Eukaryota; Metazoa; Arthropoda; Insecta; Lepidoptera; Cosmopterigidae
Gene: RpL26
Product: 60S ribosomal protein L26
Exons: 4
Coding region: 46-492 (148 amino acids)
Biological process (GO): ribosomal large subunit biogenesis; cytoplasmic translation
Cellular component (GO): ribosome; cytosolic large ribosomal subunit
Molecular function (GO): RNA binding; structural constituent of ribosome
Source: RefSeq, a predicted model, not a curated record
UUUAUUUCGGUUCUUUGCCGUGUUGUUUAGGCGAAGAGCGCCAGAAUGAAGUACAAUAAGCAGGUGACCUCGUCGAGGAGGAAAAACAGGAAGCGCCAUUUCAGCGCUCCUUCCCACAUUAGACGAGUGUUGAUGUCCGCUCCUCUGUCAAAGGAACUUAGGCAGAAGUUCAAUGUGAAAUCUAUGCCUAUCCGCAAAGACGACGAAGUUCAGGUUGUUAGAGGACACUACAAAGGCCAGCAAGUCGGUAAAGUAGUUCAAGUGUACCGUAAGAAGUUUGUUGUCUAUAUUGAGAGGAUCCAGCGCGAGAAGGCUAAUGGUGCCAGUGCAUACGUGGGUAUCCACCCUUCAAAGUGUGUGAUUGUAAAAUUAAAGAUGAACAAGGACCGUAAAGCCAUCCUUGACCGCAGAGCGAAGGGCAGACUAGCAGCCCUGGGCAAGGACAAAGGCAAAUACACUGAAGAGACCGCCACAGCAAUGGAAGCCUCGUAAACAUCUAGGUUUUAAGACUAAUAA